Ilex paraguariensis (yerba mate) is the source of this 322-nucleotide messenger RNA. The record is from the annotation of a GenBank genome assembly. Lineage: Eukaryota; Viridiplantae; Streptophyta; Magnoliopsida; Aquifoliales; Aquifoliaceae.
GGCCCAGUUGAUCUCAGAGUCAGAGGCCAUUUGGUCUCAGAGUCAGAGACCAGGUGGUCCCGAAAUCAGGAGGGACCAGUUGCUCGUCGAGUCAGGAAUUAGUUGGUCCAGGAGUCUGGGACAUUUCGCCCCAGAAACAGGGACCAGUGGGUUCCUGACUAAUGGACCAGUAGGUAACAGACUAAGGAGGGAUCAGUUGAUCUUCGAGUCAGGGACUAGUUGGUCCCACAGUCAGGGAUCAGGUAGUCUCAGUGCCAGGGACCAGUUGGUCUCAAGGUCAGGGACCAGUUGGUCUCAGAAUCAGGGACCAAAUGGUCCCGGA